Hemicordylus capensis (graceful crag lizard) is the source of this 530-nucleotide messenger RNA. RefSeq names its product agouti related neuropeptide (gene AGRP). Gene Ontology annotation, biological process: hormone-mediated signaling pathway; neuropeptide signaling pathway; positive regulation of feeding behavior. Bases 69 to 509 code for a protein of 146 amino acids. The transcript has 4 exons. Gene Ontology annotation, cellular component: extracellular region. The record is from RefSeq and is a predicted model, not a curated record. Lineage: Eukaryota; Metazoa; Chordata; Lepidosauria; Squamata; Cordylidae. Gene Ontology annotation, molecular function: type 1 melanocortin receptor binding; neuropeptide hormone activity.
AGCAGAGCCCCUGAGUUGUGUGCAGGAAGAGUCUCCAGCUGCAUUCCAGUGCGCAGGGCUCCAGGACCAUGCUGAGGAGGAGGCUGCUGCUCUCCAUAGGGCUCCUGGCGGGAAUCCAGGCCAUCCUCGCCUCCAGCCCUGGCCACAGCCACCUGGAGGAGGUCGGAUUCCUUCUGGAUGAAGCAGGCACCGGGUCCAGCUACCCAAGCCUUCUGCAGAUGGCCAAAGGAGCAGCUCCAGAGUUUGACCAGCUGGCCUUGGAGAUGCCAAUCACUCAAGACGACUUGGUGCCAGAUGCCAGCAUGAUGGAGCCGCAGAUGCUGCCGGCGACCCUGCAGGUCCAGGGGCGGGAGGAGCGUUCUCCGCGGAGAUGCGUCCGCCUGCAGAAGUCCUGCCUAGGGCACAAGCUCCCUUGCUGCGAUCCGUGCGCCACCUGCUACUGCCGCUUCUUCAAUGCCAACUGCUUUUGCAAGAAAUUCAGCAACACUUUCCCCUGUGGCAGGAACUAGCCCUUUGACUUUGGGGACUGU